CCGCGCAGCGCGGCGCCCUGCAGACCCGAGGCCUCGGCUCUCCUUCUCCCCCUCCUCGCCUUCUCACCUCCGGGGCAGUGAUUGUCCCCCCGCCUGGCCGGACCUUCCCGCAUCUCCCCAUCUCUCUCCUUCUCCCUCUGCUCUCUGCCCACCUUUCUCAUAUGCCCACCUAGGGCUCCUCCCCAGCUCCUUCUCAGUCUUUCUCUGACUCUCCGCUAGCCGCAGCCCUCCUGGUCCGCGGGGCGAUCAGUGCCCUGGUGCCUCAGUGUCCUCCUCUCACUUUCCCCAACUCCCCUCUGGCUCUGCUCAGGCGGCCUGGCCCCGGGGCAGGAAGGAUGGUUCCCGAAGUGAGGGUCCUCUCCUGCUUGCUGGGACUCGCGCUGCUCUGGUUCCCCGUGGACUCCCAAGCUCGAGCCCGCCCAGAUCUGUUCUGCCUUUUCCAUGGGAAGAGAUACUCCCCCGGAGAGAGCUGGCACCCCUACCUAGAGCCACAAGGCUUGAUGUAUUGUCUGCGCUGCACCUGCUCCGAGAGUGCCCAUGUGAGUUGUUACCGCCUCCACUGCCCACCAGUCCACUGUCCCCAGCCCGUGACGGAGCCGCAGCAGUGCUGUCCCAGGUGUGUGGAACCUCACACCCCCUCUGGGCUCCGGGCGCCCCCAAAGUCCUGCCAGCACAACGGGACCAUGUACCAACACGGAGAGAUCUUCAGUGCCCACGAGCUGUUCCCCGCCCGCCUGCCCAACCAGUGUGUCCUGUGCAGCUGCGCAGAGGGCCAGGUCUACUGCGGCCUCACCACCUGCCCUGAGCCCGGCUGCCCUGCGCCCCUGCCUCUGCCUGACUCCUGCUGCCAGGCCUGCAGAGAUGGGACAGAUGAGAAAUCAGCUGAGGAGGACACGACGCAGCCGCACCGCGGGGUGAGACAUCCGCAGGACCCGUGCUCAGGCGAUGGUGGGAGAAAGAGAGGCCUGGGCACCCCAGCCCCCACUGGCCUCAGCUCCCCUCUAGGUUUCAUCUCUCGCCACUUCCGCCCGAAGGGGGCGGGCAGCACUACCGUCAAGAUUGUCCUGAAGGAGAAACAUAAGAAAGCCUGUGUGCACGGCGGGAAGACAUACUCGCACGGGGAGGUGUGGCACCCAGCCUUCCGCUCCUUUGGCCCCCUGCCCUGCAUCCUGUGCACCUGUCAGGAUGGCCGCCAGGACUGCCAGCGCCUCACCUGCCCUGCUGAGUACCCUUGCCAUCACCCCGAGAAAGUGGCUGGCAAGUGCUGCAAGAUCUGCCCAGAGGACAAGGCAGACCCUGGACACAGUGAGAUCAGUUCCACCAGGUGUCCCAGGGUGCCCGGCCGGGUCCUUGUCCACACAUCCGUAUCUCCAAGCCCAGACAACCUGCGACGCUUUGUCCUGGAGCGUGAAGCCUCCGACCAGGUGGAGAUCUACCUCUGGAAGCUGGUAAAAGAUGAGGAAACUGAGGCUCAGAGAGGUGAAGUACCUGGCCCCAGGCCACACAGCCAGAAUCUUCCACUUGACCCAGAUCAAGAAAGUCAGGAAGCAAGACUUCCAGAAAGAGGCACAGAACUUCCGGCUGCUCACUGGCACCCACGAAGGUCACUGGAACGUCUUCUUAGCCCAGACCCCGGAGCUGAAGGUCAUAGCCAGUCCGGACAAAGCAACCAAAACAUUGUAACAAAGACCUAA
Molecule: messenger RNA, 1694 nt
Organism: Tupaia belangeri chinensis (Chinese tree shrew)
Lineage: Eukaryota; Metazoa; Chordata; Mammalia; Scandentia; Tupaiidae
Gene: CHRDL2
Product: chordin like 2
Exons: 12
Coding region: 336-1694 (452 amino acids)
Biological process (GO): negative regulation of BMP signaling pathway; cell differentiation
Molecular function (GO): BMP binding
Source: RefSeq, a predicted model, not a curated record